AUGAUUAGGGCAAUACGUGCUUGCAAAACUGCAGCAGAGGAGCGUGCUGUUGUAAGAAAAGAAUGUGCCUCUAUUCGAGAUGCUAUUAGUGAAAACGACCAAGAUUAUAGGCAUCGCAAUUUGGCAAAGCUAAUGUUCAUCCACAUGCUUGGCUAUCCAACACACUUUGGUCAAAUGGAAUGCCUAAAGUUAAUUGCAUCUCCAGGAUUCCCUGAGAAGAGGAUUGGAUAUCUUGGCCUUAUGUUGCUUCUUGAUGAAAGACAGGAAGUCUUGAUGCUUGUUACCAACUCAAUAAAACAAGAUUUAAAUCAUAUGAACCAAUAUAUUGUCGGACUAGCUCUGUGUGCCUUGGGUAAUAUAUGUUCUGCAGAAAUGGCUCGUGACCUGGCUCCUGAAGUUGAAAGAUUACUUCAGUUCAGGGAUCCUAACAUCAGGAAGAAAGCUGCAUUAUGUACAAUAAGGAUAAUAAAGAAAGUUCCAGACCUUGCCGAGAACUUCAUAAAUCCUGCUGCUGCCUUGCUGAAAGAGAAGCAUCACGGAGUUUUAUUAACUGGGGUGCAACUUUGUACAGAUAUGUGUAAAGUUAGUUCGGAGGCACUUGAUUAUUUUAGGAAGAAAUGCAUAGAUGGCUUGGUUAAAGUUCUAAGGGAUCUAGCAAACAGUCCAUAUGCACCUGAGUAUGAUAUUUCGGGUAUCACGGAUCCUUUUCUUCAAAUUAGAUUGCUCAAACUUUUGCAUGUGCUGGGUCAAGGAGAUGCUGAUGCCAGUGAUGCUAUGAAUGAUAUUCUUGCCCAGGUGGCAAGUAAAACUGAGUCAAAUAAAAACGUAGGUAAUGCCAUUCUUUAUGAAUGUGUUGCUACAAUCAUGAGCAUCGAAGAUAAUGGUGGAUUACGGGUUCUUGCCGUCAAUAUUUUGGGGAGAUUUCUAUCCAGCCGUGACAACAAUAUUAGAUAUGUAGCACUGAAUAUGUUGAUGAAAGCUAUUGCAUUAGAUAGUCAAGCAGUUCAGAGGCAUCGUGCAACAAUUUUAGAAUGUGUGAAGGAUUCAGAUGCUUCAAUUCGUAAAAGGGCUUUGGAGCUUGUUUAUCUUUUGGUAAAUGAAAGCAACGCAAAGUCUUUGACAAAGGAACUGGUUGAUUAUCUGGAAGUAAGUGAUGAGGAAUUUAAGGGAGAUCUCACGGCCAAGAUCUGCUCAAUUGUGGAGAAGUUUUCCCCUGAAAAAAUAUGGUAUAUUGAUCAGAUGGUGAAGGUUCUCACAGAGGCUGGAAAUUAUGUAGAGGAUGAAGUGUGGCAUGGUCUUAUCAUUGUAAUUACGAAUGCUUCUGACCUCCAUGGGUAUGCUGUUAGAGCUCUGUAUAAAGCAGUGCAAUCAUCUGGUGAACAGGAAACUCUGGCCCGAGUUGCAAUUUGGUGCAUUGGUGAAUAUGGGGAGAUGUUGGUCAGUAAAGCCGGCAUCAUUGGUGUUGAGGAUCCUAUUACUGUAACGGAGACCGAUGUGGUGGAUGUAGUGGAAACUGCAAUGAAACGCCAUCAUUCAGAUCUCACAACUCAAGCUAUGUGUUUGCUUGCUUUAUUGAAGUUGUCGAGUCGUUAUCCUUCCUGUUCAAAGAGGAUAAAUGAUAUCAUACUUCAUCAGAAGGGAAGCCUUGUCCUUGAGCUCCAACAACGAGCCAUCGAAUUUAACUCGAUCAUCGAGAAGCAUGGGAAAAUAAGGUCAGCAUUGGUCGAGAGGAUGCCAGUUCUUGACGAAGCAACUUAUAGUGGGAGGAGGGCCGGUUCUGUGUCGGCUGCUGUUUCAACUUCACAAGGGGCUCUGCCCAAACUGCCAAAUGGUGUUGCCAAAUCCAAUUCAGCUCCUCUCGUUGAUUUACUUGAUCUUAGUUCUGACGACGUCCCAACACUCAGCUCUUCUGGUGGAGACUUUAUUCAGGAUCUUCUCGGGGUUGAUUUAUCCACAGCUUCUGAAGGAACAAAUCAGGCCCAAAGGAGCAAAACAGACGCCUUGCUGGACCUUCUGUCAAUUGGAUCUCCUACAACUCAAAGCAGCUCAUCCAUUCUUGACAUAUCUCCUUCUCCUCCAGUGCAAAGUAGCUCGUCCAUGCUUGAUAUAUUAUCACCUGGUCAAGAUAACAGCAGUGCACAGAGUAUGUUAGAUACUUUAUCAUCUCCAUCUGCUCUUUCAGCAAAGUCCUCUUCACCUGUGGCAACUUCUUCAAUGAUGGAUUUGUUGGAUGGUUUUGGACCUACCCCAUCGGUGCCUGUUGCAAAAUCCGAUGGCCCAGCAUCCCUAUCAAUAGUUGCAUUCGAGAGCGAAGCCUUGAAAGUAACUUUCAACUUUUCAAAGGAGCCAGAAAAUCCGCAGACCACACAAAUUGAGGCUCAGUUUUCAAACAAGUCGCCUGAUGCCUACUCGAAUUUUGUAUUCCAGGCUGCAGUCCCGAAGUUUCUUCAACUGCAUCUGGAUCCAGCUAGCAGUCAUGCACUUCCUGCAAGCAGCAACGGAACAAUUACACAAAAACUACGUAUUACGAACAGCCAGCAUGGCAAGAAAUCCCUGGUAAUGCGGAUAAGGAUAAGCUACAAAGCAGACGGCAAAGAUGUUUUAGAGGAAGGCCAAAUCAACAAUUUCCCACGUGAUUUUUGA
This is a messenger RNA of Striga hermonthica, 2643 nucleotides long. The record is from the annotation of a GenBank genome assembly. Lineage: Eukaryota; Viridiplantae; Streptophyta; Magnoliopsida; Lamiales; Orobanchaceae.